CAUGCUUCAGUUUACUAUGGCGAGUUCUGUGGACACGGAGGGUGCCGGCACCCGCCCGGCGGGGGACACGGAGGCUACCGGCACCCGCCCGGCGGGGGACAGUCUCUGUCCCAGCACGGGGGACCCGGGGUCAGACGCCGCCCUCUUGCCCGAUCUGAAUGAGAUGAGACUUCUGGAAACUUUAAAGAGCCGCUUCCUGGAGCAGAAGAUCUACACGUAUAUCGGAGACAUCCUGGUCGCGAUGAACCCUUUCCGGGAGCUGCCGAUGUACGGCACGGAGGUCUCGGACGCGUACGGCUCCAAGCCUCUCGUUUCGCUGCCCCCUCACAUAUUUGCGGUGGCCGAUCGGGCGUACAGCGCUCUGCAGGGGGGGUCAGGAGGCAGCCCCCGAAACCAGUGCGUUGUGAUAAGUGGGGACAGCGGGGCUGGAAAAACCGAGAGCACCAAACUCAUACUCAAGCACCUGGUGAGACGCAGCAGAGGAAGCCCCCGACUUGGCCAACAGAUCCUUCAGGUUAACCCUUUGCUCGAGGCGUUUGGAAACGCUCAGACCGUUAUGAACCAAAACAGUAGUCGGUUUGGAAAAUACAUCCAGCUGAGGUUCCGACGUGGAGCGGUCCGCGGGGCGAAGAUUAACGAGUAUCUCCUGGAGAAAUCGCGAGUUUCUCACCAGGACGCCGGCGAGAAGAACUUCCAUGUGUUUUACUACAUCCUGUACGGGAGCGGCCGGGAGGAGAAGGAGCUCUACGGCCUGCUGGAUCCAGCCAUGUACAGGUACAUUGGAGGAGAAUGUGCAGAACACGACCAGUGGGUUUCUGGGUAUCAGCGAGUGUGUAACGCCAUGCGCAUGGUGGGCUUCCAGGAUCAGGAAGAGCUGGAUCUGAAGGUCGUCCUCUCGGGGAUCCUGUCUCUGGGGAACAUUACGUUUGAACCCCAGGAAGCGGGUGGCGUUUCAGUAUCUGCGCCGACCGUGGGGUGGCUGAAAGCUGCAGCGGGGCAGUUUGGAGUCCAGGAGAAGGACCUGAACAACUGCUUGGUUUAUACGACAUCUUUGACCAGAGGGGAAUCCAUCCGCCGGUUACACACCAAGCAGCAGGCAGAGGACUCCAGAGACUCCAUCGCCCGCGUCAUUUACGCCCGAGUGUUUGGAUGGAUUGUUACUAAAGUGAAUGAGCUGCUUGUGGGGGAUCUGGAUGCAAAGGCUGAUUUCCAGGAGAUUGGAAUACUGGAUAUUUUUGGCUUUGAGAAUUUCUCAGUAAAUCGCUUUGAGCAGCUGUGCAUUAACCUGGCCAACGAGCAGCUCCAGAACUUCUUCAAUCACCACAUCUUUCUGAUGGAGCAGCAGCAUUACCGGGAAGAAGGGAUCAACCAGGAGACCGUGGCCUUCAAAAAUAACCAGGCUGUCCUGGAUCUGUUCCUUGCGCGGCCGUGGGGCAUCCUGUGUAUUCUCGAUGAACAGAGCUCUUUUCCACUGGCCUCCGACAGGUUGUUUGUGGAGAAGCUGACGAGUAGCUGCCGAGCCAAUCCUCACUUUGAACAGGUCCGCGGGAAGGACCCUGGAUUUAUUAUCCUCCAUUACGCAGGAAAGGUCCGUUACACGGUUGUUGGAUUUUUGGAAAAGAAUCGGGACACGCUGCCUGUGAACAUCCAGGGCCUUUUCAUGGACAGCGUCACCUCCUUAUUAAGUGUCCUCUUCACAGCCAGUAUUUCGAGGACAGGAACGCUGACGCCGGUGCAGAGAGACAAGGUACUGAUAUCUCAAGAAAGAGGACCGUCUCGCAAGAUGUCAGUGGGAGCGCAGUUUCGGAAAUCCCUCUCGGUUCUCAUGGAGAAGAUGUACUCCUCCAGCCCCCAUUUCAUCCGAUGCAUCAAACCCAACACUCAGAAGGACCCUCUCGUUCUGGAGACAGAAGUGAUUCUAAAUCAGCUUCGGUAUAACGGCCUGAUGGAGACGGUGCGGAUCCGCAGGGACGGCUUCUCCUGGAGGCCGACUUUCCAGGAAUUUGCUGGACGGUUUGGGAUCCUCCUCCGAAGACCUGACGUGGAUUUCAACAGAGAGAGUUGCCUGGAGGUCCUCCGGGGGGCGCAGCUGAGUGGUUGGCACUGCGGGGUGACCCGUCUUUUCUUUAAAUACUGGCACCAGGACCAGCUUGCCCAAUGUGUCUCGAGGCUGACGGCCGCCGCCGUUGUUCUCCAGAAGCGUUACAAAGCUUUACUCUGCCGCAGAAAAUACCGGAAGCUCCUACGGGAGCUGAAAUCACAGCAGGAGAGACUGCGGCUGGAGCAGGAGAAAGAGGCGGUGAGAGAGCGCGAGAGACUGCAGGAGGAGCAGCGCAGGGCUGCCUCCCGCCCGGUUCCUGCUCCGCGUAAGCGGCCUCCUCCGUCCAAGGUGUGCUCCGGGUCAGGUGAUGGUCCAUCUCGGCAACCAGUCCCGCGGCCACGGAGCCAGCUUGUUGAGCUCUCCCCGUUUGACAAUCCUAAACCCGACUCCCCGCGCGUCUCUCUCACCGCGGUCCACGGAAAAGAGGGGAAGAAGAAGAUGCUUCAGAGACGCAAAACCCUCCUCUGGUUCCAGGAAACCCAGGCGGACAAAGUGCGGAGCGACGGGGCCUUUCCAACAUGGCUGCACGGCAUGAUCUCCCGGCGAGAUGCUGAGAAUUUUCUGGCGGAUAAAGGACUCGGAGACUUCCUCAUCCGGAUCAGCCAGAACCGCGCGGGGUACAUUCUCACUUACAAGGGUCCGGCUCGCUGCAGACAUUACAUGAUAGACGUGCAGCCUAACGGAUGUUACGUCAUACUGGGGGAGGAUCAGGCCCACUGGACCCUCGAAGCUCUGGUGCGGUAUUAUCAUGGGACUGGGAUCCAGCCGUACGGAGAAGUCCUGGCGGAGCCGUGCGGGGCGGUUGCUAAUUGGGAGCCGGACUCUGAAGAGUUAAAGUUCUUGACAAAGACCCUUUCGCUGGGGAAUGAGAAUGCCCCCUCGCCGUAUCCUGCCCCCUGUCCACGCGACGAGCCUGGCCCGCAGCGCAUCCACCAGGCGUCGGCAGAUGUACCCAAGAAGAAGCUGCCAGAGACGUCUCCCCCGCGGCCCCAUCUGCACAGAUCCAUCCGCAUCGCCAUGCAGGAGAUCCAGCAGGCCUCUACGCUUUCCGCCAAGAACACCGGCACCUGACGCCCGGCGCUUGGCUGACAUGGAGCCGGUUUGAGGAGAAUAGAAGCGAUUCUGGGCUCGAUGCCGAGUUUCCACGUAGAAACCAACGAGAUGUUUUCAUGAUUCGGCCCCAGAAUGAAAAUCGCUUCUGGUGUCUGUUGGGGACGGAGAACCCGUUUUACAGCAGAGGCGCCUGGAGCGCUUCACGCAAACACGAUGUAACUGCGAGGCCCGCGCGCAAAUCGGCAGAAUUAGCAAAAGCCCCAAAUUGUGAUGGGGCACCAGGAGCGUGUUGGGGGAGGAGGGUAAAAUGAACGCAGUUUAAUACAUUUCAACCACAGAACUCGUCGUGUUCGAUAUUCUGGCGCAUUCCUCGCAUAAACAUGUAAAGCGUUUCGGUGAAUAUAAAUAAAUAUAAAUAAUUGCCCCAA
This is a messenger RNA of Spea bombifrons (plains spadefoot toad), 3582 nucleotides long. RefSeq names its product myosin-IIIb-like. Lineage: Eukaryota; Metazoa; Chordata; Amphibia; Anura; Pelobatidae. The coding region runs from base 2 to 3172 and encodes 1056 amino acids. Gene Ontology annotation, molecular function: ATP binding; cytoskeletal motor activity; protein binding. The transcript is spliced from 29 exons. Gene Ontology annotation, cellular component: myosin complex. The record is from RefSeq and is a predicted model, not a curated record.